Messenger RNA from Eruca vesicaria subsp. sativa (arugula), 168 nucleotides. Lineage: Eukaryota; Viridiplantae; Streptophyta; Magnoliopsida; Brassicales; Brassicaceae. The record is from the annotation of a GenBank genome assembly.
AUGCUUCAGCUGUUCUUUAUACAAUACCCUGGAUUCAAGGAGAUCAGAAAUGGAAUUGCGCUUGUGGAGUACGAAGAUGAUGUUCAGUCUUCUAUGGCUGUGCAGGCUCUUCCAAGUUUCAAGAUCAUUCCACAGAAUCCAAUGCUUGUAUCUUUCGCCAAGAAGUGA